This is a messenger RNA of Danio rerio (zebrafish), 2239 nucleotides long. The record is from RefSeq and is a predicted model, not a curated record. NCBI's taxonomy places the organism in Eukaryota, Metazoa, Chordata, Actinopteri, Cypriniformes, Danionidae.
AUGGAAAUCAAGAGUGAUGAUGAUCAUGAGCAGAGAGAAUUUGCUGUUUGUGUAACUCUGCUAGACUCUGCAGAGAAAGGAGAGCAGAACAAACUCCUAACAGGAGGAGACUCACUCAUGCCCUACGAGACAGAGGAUCAGGAGACUCAAUACUGCUUUCCUAACAUCAACUCAUCAUGCGUCAAGGAACAACGCUCCAGUCAUGGAUAUAUCAUCAUAUAUGUGUUUGUGUCAUUGCUGUCAGCAUGGACUGUGUUUCUGAACCUGCUGGUGAUCAUCUCCAUCUCUCACUUCAAGAAGCUUCACACUCCAACCAACAUGAUUAUUCUCUCUCUGGCUGUAAAUGAUCUGCUUAUUGGACUCGCCAUGCCUAUGGAGGCCAUCAGAAUGAUUCAGACAUGUUGGUAUUUUGGAGACACUUUCUGUGGAAUUUAUAUAUUAUUUGUGUCAAUACUUCUCGCAGCAUCUCUUGGUAAUUUACUUUUAAUUGCUGUUGAUCGUUAUGUGGCUGUUUGUCACCCUUUAUUUUACCCACGGAAAACAACAAUGGCUAAAAUAUUAAUAACUAUCUGUCUGAAUUUUGCUUGUUUAUCAGCAUAUAACACUGCCUUUGUAAUUAAUAAUGGAUAUUUUGACACUUCACACAGAACAGAUGUGUGUUAUGGACAGUGUUCAGUCAUGAUACGUUUUAGCUGGAUAGUCACUGAUCUGUUCAUGUCUUUUAUUUUUCCUUGCACUCUGAUCAUGAUGUUUUAUUUGAGGAUUUUCUAUGUGGUUCAUCAGCAAGUGAAGGUUAUAAACUCUCUGAUGAAGGGUGGUAAAUGUGUAACGGAGGGUUCAGGGAAGAGGAAAUCUGAGAGUAAAGCUGCUCUGACUUUAGGAAUCAUUGUGUCAGUGUAUAUGCUUUGCUGGAUUCCAUAUUAUAUCUGUUCUCUAACUGUAAACUCUUACACAGCUAUAAAUGUUUUAAUAUUUGGUGUACAUGCUAGCUCUGGUCUGAAUCCUCUGGUUUAUGCUUUAUUUUACCCCUGGUUUAAAAAGACAGCUAAACUCAUUUUAACUCUGAUGAUAUUUCAGCCGGCGUCCUCUCUUAUCAAUGUUUUUACACAUGAAUUAUAAUUAUUUGCAAAUCUGUCACUAAUAAAUUUGUAAUUUUCACUAAAGUUGCACAGCAUUACAUGGCUUAUUUCAUCCUGUAAGUUUGAUGUUUAGUAAAAAAAAGAAUUGUGACAGUAGUACACAUUAUUACUGUGUGAAUUAGAUAUGGUGUGGGGGUUGUGAGGGUCAUCUUGCUUUAUGCUGCAUCCCAUAUAAUAUUUUUAUAACAUUCAUAACUGCUAUGAAAACUAUGUUUGUUCCCAAAAUCACCUGUUUAUUUAUAAUAAAUUUCAUACUUGUUUUUUUUCUUGAAUCUGAAAAACAAAUGUUGAAGUGUUUUGUGGCCAACGCCAUGUUCAUACGAACACGGUUAUUUUCAAAACUGCACUUUUUUUAUACACUAAACUAUACUAAAACCAAAACUAUCUGAAAACCCAAGAUGAAGAUUUUCAGAAACUCUGGGUACAGUGUGGUCAUGUGGAGACUACAACCAGAGUUUUUGCCUCAUGAUGUCAGUGAGCAAGCGGUUUUCUUCUUUUCUGGUUGGCUGGAGUGCGGAAGACACACAGUUUAGCAUAUUCUACACGCUCACACCACAUGCAUCAUGUAUUCCAUAUCGUUUGCACAGUGGGACAGUAAUCCGCCUGUUUUGUUUGCAUUGACUUGUAUGCGGUUUACUUGCGAAAACACUUAAUGCUCUGUUGGUUCGGCAUGCCCAAAACAUAAAUCACAUCAAGUUUUUUUCAGUUUCAUGUAGAUUUUUAACAAAAAUUAAAGCAGGGGAACUCUGUUUAUAAAAAUAAUUGCGUAUGAGUGGACAUGUAAUGAGAGUUAAAGAAUGAGGUCAGUGGUGUGAGUGAUAAUGAGCGUCAUCUGUGCAGCAAACCUGUCUCUAGCCCAUCAGAAGAGCUCCAGAAGGAAAAAAGUAGAGCUGAUGACAGUGAAGGACCAGCAGACCAUGCCUCAGACUCUUUACAUUUAUGUUCUGGUUAUAUUUAUGUCUAUUUAUCAAGAACUGCUGCUUGUUUUAAUUAUUUUUGGAUUAGAUUUAAUUUAUAGUUUUCACUCACUAGUUUAAGCCCUCUUCUUUCAUGAAGCAUUUAUUAUAUUAAUGUUACAAUAAAUGUCACAAUAGAGAAAA